This is a messenger RNA of Arabidopsis thaliana (thale cress), 1364 nucleotides long. RefSeq names its product FKBP12 interacting protein 37 (gene FIP37). Gene Ontology annotation, cellular component: nucleus; nuclear speck; nucleoplasm. Gene Ontology annotation, biological process: mRNA modification; regulation of alternative mRNA splicing, via spliceosome. The transcript is spliced from 12 exons. The record is from RefSeq and is marked reviewed. NCBI's taxonomy places the organism in Eukaryota, Viridiplantae, Streptophyta, Magnoliopsida, Brassicales, Brassicaceae. The coding region runs from base 185 to 1177 and encodes 330 amino acids.
AAUUUACUAUUUACGAUUGUCUCCUGAACACCUGUUAUACCAUUAGUAAAAAAACGGAUCCAUGACCGAUUGACCACGUUCUCGUCUUCCCCCAAAUCUAAAACCCUAAAUUCUCAAUUGCUCGUCACACUUCGUCACUCCACCAGCGACAAUCGCCGCAGAAACCUCUACGAAACUUGCUACAAUGGAGUUUUCAUCACAAGACGACGAUUUUGGAGGAGACGAUUCCGCUGCUAAUGCCACCAGGGCUUCAGGUAAUAGAAGAAGCUUCGGUGAUCUUGAAGACGAUGAAGAUGAUAUUUUCGGAUCAACAACGGUAGCGCCUGGUGUUAGAACUGGGAUGAUUUUGUCUCUCCGAGGAAGUCUUAAGAAUUGUAAAGAUGAUCUUGCUUCAUGUCAAAAUGAGCUCGAGUCAGCAAAAACAGAGAUUCAGAAGUGGAAGUCAGCGUUUCAGAAUGAGUCCUUUGUUCCCGCUGGAAAAUCUCCUGAACCAAGAUUUUUGAUUGAUUAUAUUCAAAACCUAAAAUCUUCUGAGAAAUCUUUGAAAGAACAGUUAGAAAUCGCAAAGAGAAAAGAAGCGUCAUGCAUUGUACAAUAUGCGAAACGGGAACAAGAAAUGGCAGAAUUGAAGUCAGCUGUUCGCGAUUUGAAAUCUCAACUCAAGCCAGCGUCAAUGCAGGCGAGGAGGUUGUUACUGGAUCCAGCAAUUCAUGAAGAAUUUUCACGUCUGAAGAAUCUAGUAGAGGAAAAAGACAAGAAGAUCAAGGAACUCCAGGACAACAUUGCAGCAGUUACUUUUACUCCUCAAAGCAAGAAUGGAAAGAUGCUUAUGGCAAAGUGCAGAACCCUGCAAGAGGAAAAUGAGGAGAUUGGGCACCAAGCUGCCGAAGGAAAGAUUCAUGAACUAGCAAUAAAGCUUGCAAUGCAGAAGUCUCAAAACGCGGAACUUAGAAGUCAAUUUGAAGGACUGUACAAACACAUGGAGGAAUUAACUAAUGAUGUUGAGAGAUCAAAUGAAACGGUGAUAAUAUUGCAAGAGAAACUGGAAGAGAAAGAGAAGGAGAUAGAGAGAGUAAAGAAAGGACUGGAAAUUGUGUCUGAGCUAGUAGGUGACAAGAAAGAUGAAGUUGAUGAAAUUGAUGAAGAUGCAAAAGAAGAAAUUGCUGGUGGAGAAUAGGAAUUUGUAGCUUUCAAAAAAUGUUUUGUACAUUUUGAAGUUCAAAAUCACAUUUCUUCAUUCGUUAUCUGUUUCAUGAAACAGAAAGUUCUAAUCUUCAUCUUCUAUUAAUAUGUUUUAAUUCGCACCAUUGGUGUUUCGAUAUCGAUAUGUGGCUUCCCGAUAUAACUCGUGAAGAAUUUGAACU